This is a messenger RNA of Tuber aestivum (summer truffle), 2716 nucleotides long. The record is from the annotation of a GenBank genome assembly. NCBI's taxonomy places the organism in Eukaryota, Fungi, Ascomycota, Pezizomycetes, Pezizales, Tuberaceae.
ACCAGCUGAAAUAUCGGCAGUCGCCCAGCCCGGCCAUCCCAUCCCAUUGCCUAUCAUACCAAUACCUUCAUUCGGCUUCACACAAAAGCCCCCACCAUAUCCGCUCAUCAACCACCCAGCCACUUGUUCCCUUUUUUGAUUUAGUGCACCUCCAACCAUGUCCGAUGAUGAUUUCAUGAUCGAAUCUGACCAGGAGGGUUACGAUUUCGAGUACGAGGACGAGGGGGAGGAGGAAUCCGGAGACGUAGACGUGGAAAACAAAUACUACAACGCUAAGCAGAUGAAGCCGAGCGACCCCCGGGGUGCGAUAGACGAGUUUCUAGGAGUCGUCGGCCUAGAGAAGGAGAAGGGUGAUUGGUAGGUUCCCCCAGACGUUGGGUAGGGGGUGGGUUUACAGGUAGCUAAGAAUUUGUGAUUGCUAGGGGAUUCAAGGGCUUGAAGCAAGCUAUCAAGCUUGAGUUCAAACUCAAGAAGCAUGACCGGGUAUUCCGCCUUUUCAGCCAUAUUCUUCCCGCCCACUGAUCCCCCGUAAUUCCCUCCAGGCUGUCGAACAUUUUGAUGAACUCCUCACCUAUAUCCGCUCCGCCGUCACACGCAACUAUUCUGAAAAGUCCCUCAACAAUAUGCUGGACUUUAUCUCUUCUUCUAACGACGAGGAUGAUAUGCCUUACAUGGAGAGAUUCUACGACAUGACGCUUGCCGCUUUCCAGGGGACUAACAAUGAACGUCUAUGGCUGAAGACUAACAUCAAAUUAGCGAAGUUGUGGCUUGAUAGGAAGGAAUAUGCACGUCUUCAGAAGAACAUCCGUCUCCUCCAUAAGGCUUGCCAGAGACCUGACGGCAGCGAUGACCCUUCCAAGGGAACCUAUCUUCUCGAGGUCUACGCCAUUGAGAUACAGAUGUAUUCGGAGACUGGGAAUAAUAAAAAAAUGAAGGUGAUGCGGAGACCUUUCCUCCCACGGUGAAAAUCCGAGUCUAAGUUUUUCGCAGGAGUUAUAUAAUCAAUCUCUACGCGUUCGCUCUGCCGUGCCCCAUCCGAGGAUCAUGGGAAUCAUUCGGGAAUGUGGUGGGAAGAUGCACAUGAAUGAAGGUAUUUGGUUGACCGUUUGAUUCUAUCCUUCAUUUGGGCCUAACUCGUUGUGUAGAAAACUGGAAGGAAGCUCAGAGUGACUUCUUCGAGGCAUUUCGAAACUACGAUGAAGCUGGCUCAAUCCAGAGGAUACAGGUACUGAAGUAUCUUGUCCUAGCUAGUAUGCUCAUGAAGUCGGAGAUCAAUCCCUUUGAAUCUCAAGAGACCAAGCCGUAAGCCCUCCCCUAUCUUUCCCGGGGCCGUCGUCUAAUCACCCUACAGAUAUAAGUCGGACCCUCGCAUCCAAGCUAUGACGGACCUUGUAGAGGCGUACCAACGUAACGAGAUUCAUCGUUACGAGUCGAUACUGGAGAUUCACAAGGCCGAAAUACUAUCGGAUCCCUUUAUCCGCGAGCACAUCGAUGAAGUUACCCGCAACAUCCGUACUGAAGCCCUCUUGAAGCUUAUCGCUCCAUUCAGCCGGUUUACCCUUGACUUCAUCGCCAGGCAGCUUAAGAUACAGGUUACAGAGGUCCAAGAGAUUUUGGGAUUUCUUAUCCUUGACAAGAAGAUACGCGGCAAAAUCAACCAGCAGAAGGGCACGAUUGAAAUUGAGGUUAAUGUCGAUGCCGAACGAAUGAAGGCGAUGAAGGAUUGGUCCGCUGCCCUGGGAGCCCUUUCCUAUUCCCUCUUUAAUGAUGGCGACGGUUUCAAGAGUGAUGACACAGGUCUGAUGGGCGGUAAGUACAAAGCGCCGGACAGGGGCACCCUCUCCACGAUCCUUGGAAAUAAGCUUUGGUCAUGAGGAAGUUUGUUGAUCGCAAUGUUAGGUAUGGACGUGGGACGCCGGCGCAUGUGAGGCGAUAAUAGAACGGAAAUGGAGUUUGGGUUUUGAGGUUUCACAUUGAAAAAAUAAUAGUUUUCUCAUAGCCUCUUGUAUCAGUGGCUCUUAGUCAAUCUCCUGCUCUUGUCCGAGUCAAUUGGCUUUAGCUUUUCCCUCUUUCUUGGCAAAAUGAAACCCUCUUUGAUCUCUAGAAAAGGGUUUCACGGAAAAUCACUCGUUUCCUGAAUGUUCAUGGGAGGGAUCAGCGGUUCACCGGUCACACCGGGGAAAUCGCUUUCAAUGAGGAAAUAAGAACAAUACAGAAUGCAGCCAUGUUGUAAUAUGCCGUUUUUAAGGAAACACUCGCCCGCAAAAUCACCCCGGGCGCCAGAAAUUAGAGCGUGAUGAAGUGCAAUACCCCAAACCAAGCAAAAUAUCGAUCAAGGGAAACAAGCCAAGAGCAGUUCACCACCCAUCAUCCAUUCGUUCACACAUUCCAUCCCCGUCCGCACAGACGAACCGGUUUACCACAUCGCACCGCCCACCCAUUUCCUGACGCAUUAUCGUCCACAACAUCUAAUACUCAUCCAUCCCCUCCGCCGUCAUAUCCCUCCGGAUACUCAACUCGGACAGCGUCUCAUUCCCUUCAAUCACAAGCCCCUUCUCGUUCGCCAAGUGCAGCAGACAAAUGAAGCAAUAAGAGGUGGAAAUAUCCGCCAUGGCUUUCUGCGGGUAAACCUCCUGCAGUCCGUUCAUGAUCCGCGUGAACUUGCGCUCCUCCACCUUGACGUCUUCCAUUUCUUCUUCAUCCUUCACCGCAUUCU